Heterobasidion irregulare TC 32-1 is the source of this 1540-nucleotide messenger RNA. Its product is annotated as putative S-adenosylmethionine synthetase. The transcript is spliced from 7 exons. Bases 32 to 1210 code for a protein of 392 amino acids. Gene Ontology annotation, molecular function: ATP binding; methionine adenosyltransferase activity. NCBI's taxonomy places the organism in Eukaryota, Fungi, Basidiomycota, Agaricomycetes, Russulales, Bondarzewiaceae. Gene Ontology annotation, biological process: S-adenosylmethionine biosynthetic process. The record is from RefSeq and is a predicted model, not a curated record. Gene Ontology annotation, cellular component: cytosol.
CACCUUCCCUCUCCUCCGCACUUCUUUCACGAUGCCUGCCAACGGAUCUGUACGCGCCGCUCUCGAGCCAGGCCACUUCCUCUUCACGUCCGAGUCCGUUGGCGAGGGUCAUCCCGAUAAGAUUUGUGACCAAGUGUCCGACGCCAUCCUUGAUGCUUGCCUCGAGCAGGACCCUUUCUCCAAGGUUGCUUGCGAGACCGCCUCGAAGACCGGCAUGAUCAUGGUCUUCGGCGAGAUCACCACCAAGGCCCACGUUGAUUACCAGAAGGUCAUCCGUAACGCGAUCAAGGAGAUUGGUUACGACUCCUCUGAGAAGGGCUUCGACUACAAGACCUGCAACAUCCUCGUCGCCAUCGAGCAGCAGUCGCCCGACAUUGCCCAAGGUCUUGACCACGGAUCGCUCGAGGAUCACGGUGCUGGUGACCAGGGCAUCAUGUUUGGCUAUGCGACGGACGAGACCGAAGAGCUCAUGCCCUUGACCAUCAUGCUCGCGCAUAAACUUAAUGCUGCGAUGGCUGUCGCGAGGCGCUCAGGCGCUCUCCCUUGGUUGCGCCCAGAUUCGAAGACCCAGGUCACCAUCGAGUACAAAAAGGACGGCGGCGCUACCAUCCCUCUUCGCGUCGACACCAUCGUCAUCUCCACCCAGCACGCUGAGUCGGUCUCGACUGAGGAACUCCGCAAGGAAAUCCUUGAGAAAAUCGUCAAGCAGGUCAUCCCGGCCAAACUGCUUGAUGACCGCACAGUCUAUCACAUUCAACCCUCUGGCCGCUUCGUCAUUGGUGGCCCUCAGGGUGACGCUGGUCUGACUGGCCGCAAAAUCAUCGUCGACACUUACGGUGGUUGGGGUGCGCACGGUGGAGGUGCCUUCUCUGGCAAGGAUUUCUCCAAGGUCGAUCGCUCCGCCGCCUACACCGCUCGUUGGAUCGCCAAGUCUCUUGUCGCGGCUGGCCUCGCGCGCCGAGCUCUUGUUCAGCUUUCCUACGCUAUCGGUGUUGCUGAGCCCUUGUCGAUCUACGUCGACACUUACGGCACUGGCAAGAAGACCGACGAGGAGAUUGUUGCUAUCAUCCGUAAGAACUGGGAUCUCCGGCCCGGUGUCAUUGUCAAGCAGCUCGAUCUGCAAAAGCCCAUCUACCGUAAGACCGCCUCCUACGGGCACUUCGGAAACCCCGACUACAACUGGGAGAAGCCUAAGCAGCUCAUUCUUUGAUCACGUCUCUUCAGUCUUCACUAGUGUUCAACACAAUCCCUCAUGCCCGUCUGCACGCAUCGGAAGUUCAUCCUUCCACAUUAUAAUUAUUAUUGACGCAUCACGCCCCUACUACCCGCCCUAGAGCUGGCAUCGUGCACUCCUCUGACCCGCCCUCUACCCCUGCAUCUCUAUUCCCCGCCCCGAAAUUCAACUGCACUCGCACGCCUGCCAUCUUACGAUUACCCUUGUUACUACUAUAUUGCUCUGGAUCUAGUCGUCGCAUCACCCUGUAUAGCCUUACUGCUGAUGAGGAAUGCAAGCGCGCUCAACCGCGUCAUGUUCCCAUUC